Molecule: messenger RNA, 3903 nt
Organism: Juglans microcarpa x Juglans regia
Lineage: Eukaryota; Viridiplantae; Streptophyta; Magnoliopsida; Fagales; Juglandaceae
Exons: 11
Coding region: 2-3601 (1199 amino acids)
Source: RefSeq, a predicted model, not a curated record
AAUGCAGCACUAUGGGCAUAUUGAAGGCAGUAAUUCGAAACCAAUUUUUCUUCUUACUGGUUCGACAUCAAAUCUGCCAGAUUUGAAUACUUCAGCUUCACCAUCUACAGUGUUUCAGCAGCCUUUCACGGAUUUGCAGCAAGUGCAAUUGCGUGCUCAGAUCUUUGUUUAUGGAGCUUUAAUUCAAGGAACAGCACCUGAGGAGGCACAUAUGAUAUCAGCUUUUGGUGGACCUGAUGGUGGGAAGAGCAUUUGGGAGAUUGCCUUGCGUGCCUGCAUGGAACGGUUGCACGGUCAGAAGUCACAACCCAUCAUUCCUGAAACCCCUUUGCAGUCGCGUCUGGGUGUGAGGGCUUCUGAACAAGCAAUUAAACAAGCUUCACUUCAAAGUAAAGGUAUCUCCUCACCUCUUGGUCGAACCAGCAGCAAGGGUAUUCCAGCAGUUGUAAAUUCAAUGAUACCCCUCUCAUCACCACUGUGGAGUAUUCCUACCCCUUCUUGUGAUGCCCUACAAUCUAGUGUCAUGCCAAGAGGUUCAAUCAUGGAUUAUCAACAGGCACUGACUCCAUUGCAUCCUUAUCAAAGUCCAGUUAGAAAUUUUGUUGGACACAACACGUCGUGGAUAUCUCAGGUCCCCUUUCAUGGUCCCUGGAUGGCUUCUCCACAAACUUCUGCACAUGAUGCUAGUGCUCGUGUUUCUGUGUUGCCUAACUCAGAAACAAUUAGAUCAACGCCAAUAAGAGAACUAUCAAUGCCACAAUCCUCGGCAGUAAAACAUGUCCCUGCUGGUCCAAUAGUUCAUAGUGGGGUUCCUACUAGUGCUCUCCUGGUUGAUCCAAAAGUAGCAGCAGUAACGCCUGGACAGAAUUCUAAAGAUUCAAAGCCUAGAAGAAGGAAAAAGGUUCCAGUUUGUGAGGAUCUUGGCCAGUUUGUUUUGCAAAGUCAAUCUCAACCAAAACCAGUUUCAACUCCUGUUACUAGUCACCUGUCUACCUCUGUGUCUGUUACAACUCAAACUGGCUUUGCUUCUAAAACCACUUCAGAGAAAUUCGUUAUAUCCGAGUCUCCUAUGUUGUCUGCUGAGAUCCUCAAAAGGGGAGACCAAGACAUAGAGCAGAGGGCUGCUUUGUCAGAGGAGACCCUUGGUAAAGUUAAGGAGGCUAGGUUACAGGCAGAAGAUGCUGCUGCUCUCUCUGCUGCUGCAGUUAGUCAAAGUCAAGAAAUAUGGAGUCAGAUGGAAAAGCAAAAAAAUUCUGGUUUGGUACCAGACGCUGAAGCUAAAUUAGCUUCUGCUUCAGUUGCAAUUUCAGCAGCUGCUGCUGUUGCAAAGGCAGCUGCUGCAGCUGCAAAUGUUGCAUCAAAUGCUGCAUUGCAAGCGAUGCUAAUGGCGGAAGAAGCAUUUGUUGCAAACGGUUAUGGUCAUCCUGGUCAAAAUAAUGGAACUUCUCUAGGAAAAGCUACUCCCUCAUCUAUCUUGAAGGGUGAAAAUGGAACAAAUAGUUCGAGCUCAAUUAUUAUUGCUGCCAAGGAGGCUGUUAGAAAGAGGGUUGAAGCUGCUUCAGCUGCUGCUAAAAGAGCUGAAAAUAUGGAUGCAAUUGUUAAAGCUGCUGAGCUGGCAGCCGAGGCUGUAUCACAAGCUGGGAAGAUUGUUGCUAUGGGUGAUCCUUUGUCAUUACGUGAACUGGUAGAAGCUGGUCCAGGUGGCUAUUGGAAAGUUUCCAGAGAUUCUUCAGAGCUAAUUUUGAAAUCUAGUGACAGGAAUAGAGAUUUAAAUAAUGAUAGUGUUAUAGGAGGUCCAUAUACUUCUACAAAGUAUUCAAAAGAGGGACCCUCAGAUAAGCAAAUAACUCAGAUUACUGCACAGGAAAUAUCAUCAAUUCUAACCGAGCUGCCGAGGGAAUCAUUGGAAGAUCAUAGUAGAUUGGUAGAUGGCAUUUCAGGUACUGUUACCGCUAAUGAAAAGGAUUCAAGAGGACAAAAGGGCCGAAAAGUUUCUGAUUUGGCCAAGACUAUUGAUGUGGUUCCUGAGUCUGAGAUUGGAUUAAGAUCUUCCAUCACCGUUAGGAAGGAGUAUGCAAAUGCUGUGGAAACCUUUAAACAGAAUAGCAUCAAGGAGGGUUCACUUGUAGAGGUUCUGAAAGAUACAGAUGGAUUUAAAGCAGCUUGGUUCACAGCCAAUGUAUUGAGUUUGGAUGAUGGGAAAGCUUAUGUGUCUUAUACUGAACUUCAAACAGAUGUUGGGGAAGGACAGCUAAAAGAAUGCAUUGCGCUUCAAGGUGAAGGAGACAAGCCACCAAAAAUACGUGCUGCCCGUCCUGGUACUGCCCUGCGAUAUGAAGGAACGAGGAAGAGACGUAGAGCAGCCAUGGGGGAUUAUAAUUGGUCUGCUGGAGAUAGAGUUGAUGCAUGGAUUAGAGACAGCUGGUGGGAAGGUGUUGUCACUGAAAAGAACAAGAAAGAUGAGACCGCAUUAACUGUCCAUUUUCCAGCUCAAGGAGAAACAUCAGUCGUGAGAGCCUGGCAUCUUCGGUCAUCUCUCGUUUGGAAGGAUGGUGAAUGGAUUGAGUGGUCCAAUUUGCGAGAAAAUGCCUGUGCUUCUCAUGAGGGUGAUACGCCACAGGAAAAACGACUCAAAUUGGGCAGUCCGGCAGCAGAGGCCAAAGGGAAGGAUAAGAUGUUAAAAAGUAAGGAUGUAGAAACAGGAAAACCUGAAGAAUUAAGACUACUGGAUUUAUCAGCGAAUAAUAGGAUUUUUGAUGUUGGUAAGAACAGCAGAAAUGAGAAAAAGCCUGAUGGUCUCAGAACAAAACGAACUGGUUUGCAGAAGGAAGGAUCGAGAGUGAUUUUUGGUGUUCCUAAGCCUGGAAAGAAGAGAAAAUUCAUGGAAGUAAGCAAACAUUAUGUUGCGGGUCAGAGCAAUAAGAUUACUGAAGCAAAUGACUCUUUCAAAUUACUCAAAUAUUCGUUGCCUCAAGGAUCAGGAUCCCGUGGAUGGAAAAAUAGUUCUAAAAGUGAUUUGAAGGGAAAACAGCUUACUGAAACCAAGCCCAGAGCUCUUAAGUCUGGAAAAGCGCAAAGUGUCCCUAGUAGAAUUAUUCCAGCUAAGGACAACCUUUUGGGUGCAGUUUCUGCUCCUGAUGGUGGUUCUCUGACAGAUCAUUCAGCGAAAGGGAAGGAUUCUGCAAGUCAUGCUGAGAAUUUAGCAGGAAAGAACAAGAUGGAAAUUGGAUCACUUUCUAGCCCUGAAGGAGUCACAGAGGCCCCGCUUUUAUUUACUUCCCUGGCUCCCUCAUCUGAUGGAUCCUCCAGGAAAGUUUCCACCUCAAACAAGAAAUCAGAAAGAGCGAAUAGAGGAAAACUUGGCCCUGCUAGUGGAAAGUUGUCUAGAAUUGAAGAGGACAAAGUUUUUAAUGGCAAUCCUGCAAAACCAACCUCUGAAACUGUUGAGCCUCGUAGAUCAGUUCGCAGAAUUCAACCAACUUCUAGACUGCUAGAAGGACUGCAAAGCUCAUUGAUCAUCUCAAAGAUUCCUUCUGUUUCGCACGACAAGGGUCACAAGAGUCAUAAUAAGAGUGCAUCUAGGGGGAGUAACAAUGGUUGAAAGGAGAAUUUGCUAUGGAGGGCUCCAGUCCUGAAAAUUUUAGUCUUUGAAUGACCAACACACCAAGCUUAGUUUGUGUAUAUUUAUAGUAGGGAAGGGUUAGGAAUGGAAAUUCUUGCUUCCUGUUGUUUAGUCAAUAUCUAGUGGGUAGAUAAUAUUGGUUUUAAUUUCUUCAAAAGUAUAAUCUAGAUCCUCCCCUAAUAGGUUGUAUAUGGAAAUUUCUCCAUGUAAUUGGGCUUUAAAUUACUUAGGAAGUUUGUAGAUGAUCAAUCAGGAGAUGCUGCUGCUUCUUUUCUUGCUGA